AUGGCAGAUGUCUCUAUUCAUCCGUCAACAUGGCCGCUCUACGUCUGGCUAUCGCUCCUGAUUGCCCUGCCAGCCGUCACUCUCCUCUAUGACAUUGUGACCUGGCUCCGAAUGCCACCCGGCCCUACGCCUUUACCCUUCAUCGGCAACAAGCUGCAGCUCCCUCAGUCGAAGCCAUGGGUGCAGUUCCAAGAAUGGUCGAAGAAGUACGGCCCAAUCUACACCAUCUGGAUAGGCCGCCGCCCCACUGUCAUCAUCUCCGACCCGGUCAUUGCUACCGAGCUCAUGGAAUCGCGGAGCAGCAAGUACUCCAGCCGUCCACGGAUGGUAGCAAUGGGCGAGCUGCUCUGGGACGGCGCAAGCGUUCUCGUGAAGCCCUAUGGAAAGGAGUGGAGCGUCCGCCGGAGACUUCUUCAUCUCGCCCUCACGCCCAAGGCGUUGCGGCUGUAUAAACCGGUCCAGGAGGCCGAGGCAUCCCGGCUUGCAUACGGGCUCUUGAGCCGCCCGAAUGACUAUGUCAAGCUCAUCGAGACUUUCACGUCGAGCGUGGUAUUCUGCGUGGCGUACGGGCAUCGAAUUGAUUCGCUUCACGCCAAGGUCAUUGGUCAGAGGUUCGAGUUCAUGCAUUACUCUGCAUCGCUGAAUGUCCCUGGCAAGUAUUUGGUCGAGACGAUCCCAGCUUUGAAGUAUGUCCCUGACAUAUUGGCACCAUGGAAGAGGGAUAUCAAGGAGCACGGGCGAAGAGAGGCUGCUGCGAAUAUGGAUUUGGUCAAUGUCGUUAAGGGAGACAUUGCUAAGGCUGAGAAAGAGUCUUCACAAGAAAAGCUGCCAGAUUCGCUAUGCAAGAUGCUACUGGAGAUGCGACAGACGGAGAACAUCCCACUCUCAGAUCGCGACUUCUCCUUCGUCCCGGCCUCCCUGUUCGGCGCUGGGUCAGAUACCACAGCAUCAUCCAUGUGUACCGCCUUUUUGGCCCUGAUUACUCACCCGGAAACUCUUGAGGCAGCGCACGCCGAGCUAGACGCUGUCAUCGGCCAAGACCGCACACCGACGUUCGAGGAUGAGGCGAACCUCCCUUAUAUCAGAGCACUGGUCAAGGAAGUCCUGCGGUGGAGGCCGGUCGCCGUCCUAGGCGGCACGCCUCAUGCUUCGACAGAAGAUGACCACUAUGAAGGCUACUACAUUCCAGCAGGCACGACUGUGUUGGGUAAUUCAUGGGCAAUCAAUUUGAACGAGGAGUAUUAUCCUAAUCCGCAUCACUUUAACCCAUUGCGUUUCCUAGACGGGAACAUCAAUGCCAGACUUAAGCAAACUGCCACGACCACUAUCCAAAUUAGCGAGAAGCACGACCUUGAGCUUGGAGGAAAGGCCCAUCCCUCAAAGAGCGGGCACUCAUCUUUCGGCUGGGGGCGACGCAUUUGCCCCGGCGCAAAUUUGGCCACGAACUCACUGUACAUCGCAUUGGCUAAGCUGCUUUGGGCGUACGAUAUCAAGCCUAUUCCAGGUCGCUUGUAUGACACGUUCAAGUAUACGGAAGGGUUCAACAUCAGGCCUCAGCCGUUCGAAUGUGUUAUCCGCGUCAGGAGUGAGAAGCACAAGAUGGUUUUGGAGGGGGAAACGGAGCAGGCCAAGGCGUUCUUGGAGAGAUUCACGCCAUUUAGCGAAUAA
This is a messenger RNA of Diaporthe amygdali, 1668 nucleotides long. Its product is annotated as flavonoid 3-hydroxylase. NCBI's taxonomy places the organism in Eukaryota, Fungi, Ascomycota, Sordariomycetes, Diaporthales, Diaporthaceae. The record is from RefSeq and is a predicted model, not a curated record. Gene Ontology annotation, molecular function: iron ion binding; heme binding; monooxygenase activity. The coding region runs from base 1 to 1668 and encodes 555 amino acids. The transcript has a single exon.